This is a messenger RNA of Cryptomeria japonica (Japanese cedar), 1635 nucleotides long. RefSeq names its product polygalacturonase non-catalytic subunit AroGP2. NCBI's taxonomy places the organism in Eukaryota, Viridiplantae, Streptophyta, Pinopsida, Cupressales, Cupressaceae. The coding region runs from base 294 to 1550 and encodes 418 amino acids. The transcript has 2 exons. The record is from RefSeq and is a predicted model, not a curated record.
UGUACACACACCACUGAACAAUCUAGCCAACAAACUGUUUCUUUACCCUUUUAAUCACCUAAACGAAAAUUAAAUUUGGGCACAAAUAAUCGUAUACCGCCGCAUAAUCGUAAUUUCAAUAUGUGUCCUUGAUUGGCUUCUCGUGACGAUCUUUAAUCAUAAUUUCAAUCUGUGUCCUCGAUUGGCUUCUCGUGACAAUCUGCAAUGCACAGAGACUCAGAGAACAAAUAAACUUAAGACAUCCAUGGCUUUAUCGCUCUUAAGCAACAGUCGGCGGCCUUUUUAUUCAGACGAUGUCACGCUGCGCAAUCCUUCUGGUUCUUGUCUUAUCCAUGUUCACUUUCUCAAACGGUGAGAACAAUGGAGAUCAUCCAUUUGCAGCAAAGGCUUCUCUGUUGCGCUUUAGACGACGCGCAUUGCCCGAUGCGCGGCUUCCACCAUUCUUGCUGCAAAAGGCCUCGCCCCUGAAUGCUUCUUCCGUUGCUCUGUUUUCUCUCUAUUUGAAAAAUCACACACUGUCCGAUCAUAUCGCCUCCUUCUGCAGGGCAGCGGAGCUUUUCUGUACUCACACAGCGGUGAGAAACGGCAAAGCCAUGGCAGGAUCCUCGGAUUUCAAAAACCCUAAGGUAAAGAAGCUCAAGCAGAACAGGGCAAACGACAAUGCAUUCAAAAAUAACUCCAACGGCAGCUUACAGAUCUCCAGAAACUAUGCCCCCGGAUCCAAGGUGAAAGACGAGGGUUUUGCCACAUCCAGCGAAUUUGCUCAGUAUGGCAACGGUUUCAACAGCCCUAGCGUUGCCUUCACUUCCUAUAGCUUCAAAUUCACUUUCAAAAACUAUGCCAGGAACGACAUAACUUUUUCAAAUUACAAAGCGAUGAGCGUGGAGGCUGGAAAGUUCUUCAGGGAGAAUCUGCUGGUGCAGGGCAAAACCCUCCUCAUGCCCGAAAUCAAGGAUUUCAUGCCCAAAAGAUCGUUCCUUCCCGCCUCUCUGGCAAAUAACCUGCCCUUUUCUACCCAAACUCUGCCGGAGCUGAUGAAAAUGUUUCACAUUCCAGAGAACUCGUCAAUGGCGGCGAUCAUGGCGCGGACGCUGCGACAAUGCGAAAGGGCGGCGGUGAAGGGCGAAAUAAAGAAAUGCGUGAGGUCGGUGGAAAGCAUGGCGGAAUUUGUAGUGUCAGUGUUGGGCUCAAAGGUGGAGGUGCUUACCACAGAAAGCACGGCGGGAUCUGGACACAACGUUUCUGUGGGCGCCGUCAUGGGCAAAGGUGGAGGGAAGAUUACAAGGUCUGUGUCGUGUCAUCAGAGUCUGUUUCCGUUUCUGGUUUAUUACUGUCAUUCGGUGCCCAAGGUUAGGGUUUACCAGGCUGCAUUGUUGUCAAUGAAGGAGGAGAAGAAGAUAAACGAGGGAGUGGCCAUCUGCCAUUUGGACACCAGGCAAUGGAGUGCAAAGCAUGCGGCAUUUGUGGCGUUGGGACAUGAGCCAGGGGAGAUCGAAGUCUGCCAUUGGAUUUUCGAGAACGAUCUGGUCUGGGUGCCGCUGGCCGCAUAACAUUUUGUUAAGCGGAUAUGGGAAGCAUCAACUGUGUCGUUUAGUAACAGAAAGUAAAUCUGAAAUUGCUUCAUGAUUUCUAUAA